Amoebophrya sp. A25 is the source of this 602-nucleotide messenger RNA. The record is from the annotation of a GenBank genome assembly. NCBI's taxonomy places the organism in Eukaryota, Dinophyceae, Syndiniales, Amoebophryaceae.
CGUGGAGAGGCUGCUAGUGAUUGGCAUCAAAUAGACUACGUUACAGCUCACAAGGCUCACACUGUGGGCACGACGGACUACUUCUUCUUCGAAUACAUCACGCCAUCACAGCCCGGCCACGCGGCUGAACUCUUUCGCUCGACUUACGGCUACACUUCAACUACACUCAUUCUACUCCUGUUUCGACGAAACACAGUCUGACUAUCUCUUUCAUUGUCAUUUGAUUGUAGUGAGCUCUGUUGAAAACUACAUCCAAUCCUCAUGUUGAGAAUCAAUUUAGAAGGAUUGCACGAAGAUAAAGAAAGAGGAAUCAACGAAAUCGAAUGGUACUAAGUACCACUCGAAAAGGAAGAACAAUAAGAUUGACAAUUUUAUCUCGUCUAUCCUCAUCAUCUAAUCUCCCGAAGCCACAGACUUCGCUUCCCCAGCCAGCAGUACGAUGCGAUUUCUGCAUGUUGGUUCCGCAUAUGCGGAAACAGUUGUUGGAGAUGACGCCAAAUUCUGUGACCCGGCUGACAAUACCAAAGACUGCGAAAAAUAUCGCGCAGCCGCGCUGAGGGUGGACCAGUGGACAGAUGCCGACACGUCUUGUAAGAAAGCUG